This is a messenger RNA of Haemonchus placei, 330 nucleotides long. The record is from the annotation of a GenBank genome assembly. NCBI's taxonomy places the organism in Eukaryota, Metazoa, Nematoda, Chromadorea, Rhabditida, Trichostrongylidae.
AUGAUGUCAGCGUUACUCAACGCGCUUUGGAAGAUGCUCGGAAUUUCCCUUUACACGCAAGGGCUGAAGGGGAUCAGGAGUUCCAAGCUCCGUGAUGGAACGAAGAUCAGGGAUGCCGUUGAUUACGCCAAGAAAUCGAAAAUCAGAUGGGCCGGACACGUUAUGCAAUAUAGUGAGGACCGUUGGACCAGAGAGGUUACUGACUGGAUCCCUCAGAACGUCAAGCGAACGCCAGGACGGCCGCCAACGAGAUGGUCCGACUUCUUCUCGAAAGCUCUGAGCGAAAGGAAUGUUGAACCUCGUGUCCCAAAGGCCCGCUAUGGCUCGUGA